This is a messenger RNA of Anopheles funestus (African malaria mosquito), 4927 nucleotides long. It is a transcript of the gene Cap-D2, whose product is annotated as condensin complex subunit 1. NCBI's taxonomy places the organism in Eukaryota, Metazoa, Arthropoda, Insecta, Diptera, Culicidae. The record is from RefSeq and is a predicted model, not a curated record. The transcript is spliced from 7 exons. Gene Ontology annotation, biological process: mitotic cell cycle; mitotic chromosome condensation; meiotic chromosome condensation. Gene Ontology annotation, molecular function: histone binding. Gene Ontology annotation, cellular component: condensed chromosome, centromeric region; nucleus. Bases 1 to 4365 code for a protein of 1454 amino acids.
AUGGAGUGGCAAUUCAUCAUACCACAGGCAAGAGCGGAGCUUCUGCGAUCGGACAAAAACCAUUACUGCGUCGGUCGAGUUAUUGACGCCGCCGAAGUUCCGGAUGCGCUAAAGGCUUCACGUGUAAUCUCGAAUGAUCCGUUCGCUCUAUUCGAUCAUUUCGAUACGUUCUAUUCGGUGAUCGACAAUGAAAAAGCUUUGGCCGGGACGCAACUGUUGCGCGCCUACGAUCAGCUCUAUGCUGCUUUCGAUAAGCUGGGCAGUAAAAUGGCAGACUUGCUUUCCCGGAAGGAUAUGGAUGCAACCGAUCAGCAAUCCGCGUUGAAUGCACUUAAAAUGUUAGCCUUCCUGGUGAAUGGUAUGGUAAAGGCAAUCGAUUCAUACAUAAAUGCUGCCAACGAGAAAGUAACAACAAAGAGAAACAAAAAGCAGUUAGUGAACGAGCAGGUUGAGGCACUCGAUUGGGACAACAAACGAAACCAGUGCAUCGUGCAGUUGUUCAAUGUAAUGCAACUUCCGCUAGAGAAGCUGUGGGAACCACCGGUGUGUGAGGAAUCGUUCGUAGAUGUAAUAUGCGAUGUAUGCUACCGAACCCUGGAACAGUCGUACGUGCGGAAUCGUGGUACCGUGGACAGUGUGUUCCAAAUAUUUGGAACGGCUAUUAAGCGCUACAAUCACUCGCUUUCAUUCCCGGUCCGAAUUCUGCAAAUACUCGAACACACCGAAGCAGCGAUCCCUCCCAUUGCUGCCGGAAUGCUGCUGCUCUACGAAGAGUUUGGCAUUCAAACGAUCUACCCAGUAAUCUUGAAGGAAAUUAUUGAACGGCUGGGCGUGGAUUCGGCCGACUCGCAAACAGCACGCUUUUUCAGCCUUUUCCUUAUCGAGCUCGGUACGCUUGCCCCGAAGCUAAUGAUACCACAUCUUUCUACGCUGAGUGAGGAACUGUUGAGUCUAGACUCUUACACGCUGCGUAACUGCGUACUGCAGAUCAUGGGUGAGGCGAUCAUUAGUGAACUCACGUCGGAAGAUCUGUCGGAUGAGCUGAAGGAAACCAGAGACGAGUUUCUGGAAGAUCUGCUCAACCAUAUAAUGGAUAUAUCGGCGCAUGUACGCUCGAAGGUGUUACAGAUUUGGUUGAAUCUCAAAGAGAACAAUGCUGUACCGCUUGUUUGGAUUCAUAAAGUGCUGCACACGGCCAUCGAACGAUUGGAGGACAAGGCGUUGCUUGUGCGAAAACAGGCGAUCGCGUUGAUUAAAUCCUUUCUGGAGCACAAUCCAUUUGCCGCAAAGUUAUCUCUAGCUGAGCUGAGAGUUAAGUACGAAGAAGAAGAUAAAAAGCUACAGGAUCUUCGCACACAACUAGUGGCGCACAACACUCAAAUGAAGACAGUGGAAGAGGAAUGGGAAGACAUCUUGGUGCAAAUGUACCCGACCGUAACGGAAUUGUUUGGCAAGGAGCCGGACGACUUGAAAACUGCGACCGAAGCCGAUGUUAAGCUACUUUCCGAGAGCAUCCUAACGCUGCUGAAAGAGGAAAACUACAAUGAACUGGUGCGUCUGGUACAGCGGGCCGAUUACGCGCUCGGUAACCACGAUCAGCUAAAGCAAAUGACCGUUGACCAUCAGUGCAUGUAUUACAUCACGCUGAUGAAGAAUUACUACAUUCAUGGCCAUUCGAAUCCGACAUUGAAUGAUGAGCUUCAGAAGGCAGAAAAGGUAGUAAAUUUUCUGCACGACUCAUUGCGCUUCUCGGAGCUGAUAUCAAAUGCCGUACCCAAAUUGCUAGAGAUGCUCAUGUCCAAAGCUCAGACGGAUGUGCAUGGUGCGAUUGAUUUCUUUACCACAGCGUACCUGUUUCGCAUCAAGGGUACGGAACAGGGUAUGCAGCAAAUGCUUUACCUCGUGUGGUCCUCUGAUAAAGAGAAGCGUGAGAAUGUAACUGCCGCAUACAAGCGAGUACUGUUCGAAACUGACUUGCAAGGACGGGGGCACGCGGUGAAGGUGGUGCGAAAUUUGAGCCAAUUCCUGACGAAUUUAACCCGCGGCCAGUACACCGCAAUGGAGGUGCUCGUGCAGGAGUGGGUCGAGCAUGGUGAUAUCGAUUCACAGAUAAUUCAGGUUCUGUUCGAAAUCUACACCAUGAAGUUAGAAAAUGUGACCCCGGAGGAAUCGCGGCAGGCACUCCAGCUGCUGGUAAUGGUAUCGGCAGCCAAACCGUCGGUUGUGACCGCCAACCAACAGCUGUUGGAAACGAUCGGCCUAGAGGAGCGUGGUAGACGUGAUCCACGCAUUUUUGUGGCCACUUUGGAGCUUUUUAUGAACUCUAUUCCUCUCGCGACGAACAGCUCGAAACACUACAAGCGCUACGAACAUUCGUCACCGACAGUGCAGAACGUGGUUGACCUGUACACGAAGCUGUUCUUCUGCUCCCAGGUGCAAUGCUUUGACGACAUUGGUACGAAGGUAUUUGACUUCAUUUACAAAAUGGUUAAAACGCCCGAUCUUCUAUCACAAUCGAUAGUGGUCGCUUUGUACGAGCGAUUGCAGAAGUUAUCCGAAGCGAGCGCGGAGGAAAGUACCCAAGAGUUACGGUUUUCGCAGUUGAGCCAAAUUUCGGGAUCUACUCAAGAUCCGACCGCGCGCGUGUCAUCGCAGAGUGGAACGCAAGCGGAACAGUUGCUAUUAACUCUUCCGAAUUUUCUGGCGGCACGGUUCAUUUUCACCAUCGGGUACGUUGCAAUGCGCGAGAUGAUCUACUUGGAUAUCGAUGUGUACAGCAACAUGAAGUAUCGCCAGGAGUUAAAAGAUGAGUUAAAGAAUAUAAAAAAGAAAAAUGCUGCAUUGGCAGGUAAUAAGCAUAAUAAUGCUUCAGCGAACAAUGUCGGGAAGACGGCAAAUAUGCGGAAAACACUUUCCACGACAAUGAACGUGUCAGCGAGCAAUGCACUGAAGCGGCUAUCGGGUUCCACCGGAACGGGCAAUAAUGGGCCCGAUCAGACUGAACCGGAAGAGGAACUGCUGAGUGGGGCUACAGCAGAGGAUACCGUUGCGGAAGAGAUCAACUAUAUUUGCGAACAAGAGUUGCUGUAUGGGAAGGAAAAUCUGUUGAACCGUUUGAUUCCCACCGUGCUGGAGGUGUGCAAGUUUCCGAACCGCUACAAGGAUGAUAUGCUGCAAAAGGCGGCCGUGUUAACACUGGUCCGCCUGAUGGCUGUCUCGUCAAAGUUCUGUGACGAUAACAUGCCGUUCCUGAUGAAUAUUUUCAAACACACGAAAAAUAACGACAUUAAAUGCAAUAUCGUGAUCGGGCUGUCGGAUUUCACCUUCCGGUUUCCAAAUGUGACCGAACCAUGGACCAAGCACAUGUACGCGACGCUGCACGAGGAGAACGUCGAGUUGCGCAUGACGGCGGUUAAGAUGCUGUCACACCUUAUCCUGCAUGAGAUGAUACGAGUCAAAGGUCAAAUAUCGGACCUGGCUCUUUGCAUCGUUGAUCCGGUGAAGGAGAUUCGCAUCAUCACGGAGCAGUUCUUUAAGGAGAUAGCGAACAAAUCGAACAUCCUGUAUAACGUGCUGCCCGACAUCAUUUCCCGCUUGAGUGAUCCGAAUCUGCAGCUAGAAGAGGAAAAGUAUCAUAUCAUUAUGCGGUAUAUCAUCAGCCUGAUUAGCAAGGACAAGCAGAUCGAGAGUUUGGUCGAAAAGCUGUGCCUGCGGUUCCGCGUGACGAAGGAGGUGCGCCAGUGGCGUGAUAUUGCGUUCUGCCUGUCGCUGCUAUCGUACAACGAGAAAAUGAUCAAGAAAUUGACGGAAAACAUUGGCUGCUUUAAAGACAAAGUGCAGCAUGAGGAGAUCUAUCAAGCAUUUCGGACGAUCAUCAGUACCACGAGCAAACUGGCAAAGGUGGAACUAAAGACUGCAGUGGUCGAAUUUGAUACGCGUUUAAAGGAAUGCUUAGAGGUGCGCGAAGAAACCGCAAAUGCAGCGGCAAACACAGCAGGAUCAUCGGAUGAAGCGAACAGUGAAAUUGCAACGACUUCCGGUCGAAAGGAACGCGCGUCAACCGUUGAACGUCGAACAAAGGCGACUGGCGGUGGAGGAAACAAAAAAGGAAGCGCCAUCAAAUCAACAACCACGGCAGGACGGCGCGCUGCCGGUAGACGGGCAGCAAAGCAAAUAUCAGACGAGGAGAAGAGUGACAGCGAGGAAGAAAAUCUGCCACCCGCGACAAGUUCGCGAGCCGCGGCCCGGGCACGCCAGCACAUGAAGAUUACCAAAGUCAUUGAAAGUGACAAUUCAGACAUUGAACCCGACACUAGACGCAAAAAGAAAAGAACAUUUGCCGCAAAACAUAGGGGCGAAGAAUGAUAUUUUUUAAGCGAGAGAACGACAGAACGAGAGAGAGAGAUAGCGCAAACAGUUUACAUCUCCUUAAAUCUACUUUGUUCCAACCUGCCUACAUUUUUUUAAUCAACGGUCUAUUUUUUAAUCAUCCUUACUGCACACCAGAGGUCAACGGUUUUAAAACAAGUAGCAUAAAUUUAUUUUUAUUGAAGCAUUUAUAUUUUUUUAAAAGAAACUGAAGAAAACUUUCUUUGAUAGUACUAAUAGGAUUUUAAAAAGUAUACUUUAACAGAAACUGUAGAGCGUUGCGGACAGGAAAAAAGUAGAGAGCAAACUGCAAAUUUAGAUAUUUACUAGGACGACAAGUUUAAAUGUUUUAAGCCAUAGCAUUCAAAUGCAUGAAUAUAGUUUUCUUAGUGAUUCGAUAGUUUAAUAUAGUUUGGGCUAGCACUCAGUAGGGAAAAAACCCAACCACUAGAGGAAAGGUAGCGUCUUAAGGAUUGUAAUUUGUGUACAUGAUUUGCGUGUGCGUGUCAGUCUGCUCGGAUUUAAAAUAUAUGUAUCUAAAAGAAUGCUGGCAAUACAA